This is a messenger RNA of Aphanomyces astaci, 1958 nucleotides long. RefSeq lists its product as hypothetical. The record is from RefSeq and is a predicted model, not a curated record. Lineage: Eukaryota; Oomycota; Saprolegniomycetes; Saprolegniales; Verrucalvaceae. Gene Ontology annotation, biological process: intracellular transport. Bases 103 to 1410 code for a protein of 435 amino acids. The transcript has 4 exons.
AAUCAAUCGUGUUUAUUAUUUGAAGCAGACGUCUGGAACUGCACCAAUCACGAUGCAUUAUUGGCCACGGGCUAUCGAGAACCAGAGGACAACCACAGCGCCAUGUCGUCCAAACGUCGCAAUGAACAUGCGCAACUGCGGCGUGAAGAGUACGAGUCCAUUAUGGAUGACGAAGGGUCAGCAGAAUCUGGUGGGCUAGCUCGUGCUUCCGACGAAGCCAUCUCCAAGCGCCGUAUCGUCACCGCCCGUGGCAGUAAACGCUCGGCGACAUCUGCCGCACGGACGACGUCAGUCCCUUCUCCCGCGAAACCAUUUGCCGCAGCACUCAGCACACCGGCGUCAACUUCCUCGUCGUCUACCACCAAUCCAUUCGCUGUAUUUGGAGGCCUCACAACUCCGGUGCCACCAGCUGCCUCAGCGAACCCGUUUGCUGCGUUCAAAGGCCUCACGUCAACGACCCCCGCUCCUUCCGCGACCUCGUCGUUCACAGCCCCUUCCUCUGGAUUCCAAGGCAUCCUUCCUCCAUCGACAACGGCAGCAGCGCCAUCGACCACGGCAGCAGCACCAUCGACCGUGUCCUCGAAGAAGAAAGGACUGACGUUUCCGUGGAUCAAAGCCAAAGUCGCCCAGAAAUCCCGCGACGAGGCGCGUGCGACGUGCUUGGAGCUGCUGAACAAGGAGUUUUAUGCGUUUGUGCAGCAGCAAGUCGUUGAAAACCCCAUGGCGCUGUGGACGACAGCGAUCCACGAAUACAUCCAUCACGUGGAGAGCGUCGAGACGGAUCUGGACGUGUUGUACGGUCCUGCGCCGCCUUCCGCCGGGAAACCUCUGUCGUCGUCGGACGCUGGAUUCACAUUUGGCGUCCAAACGCCGUCCGCCACAACGUUACCCACUCCACCAUCGCACAAGGCGGUAUCUGGAUUCACAUUUGGCGCCAACCCCCCCGCAGGAUUCACAUUUGGAGCCACAAACGACACGCCAAUUGGGAUUCCAGCGUCCGCCGCCACCCAACCCCCAGUCGUGGUUGAAGCUGCCACCAAGUCGUCUGCGCUCAACUUUGGACAACCAUCUGCGACCAUCAUCGCAUCGAGUGAACCUACGAAGCCGACGGCGUCGGGCUUUCAUUUCGGCGCUCCUGCCGCUUCUUUGUCGUCACCUUCUCCGUUUGAAUUUGGCAAAAGCCCGUCAUCCGUUACUGGGUUUACUUUUAGCCAAUCAGCGACCUCCGAACCAUCGAAACCGCCCGCUUCUGGCUUUUCGUUCAACUUGGCUCCUAGUACUACUAGUAGUAGUACUACUACUUCAACUACUAUUACUCCAAGUACCCAAACCAACGACGACGACGACGACGACGAAAACGUGGGUCGCGAAGAAGCCACGGUGAUUCUCAAGGUACGAUCUACUAGUUAGUGUAUGUACUAGUAGUAGUAGUCGUCGUCGCUAGUACUACUAACUAUGAUUCGAGGGCAGAGCGACUCGGAAGCGGACGAAGUAGUGUUGUUUGAAGAAGCAUUGGUGCGGCUGCGGCAGUUCAAAGCGGCGGACAAGGCAUGGGCGGACUUGGGGUCGCAUCCGCUUAAGCUCCUACAUAACAAAUCCACCGGCGCUACCCGCAUUGUGAUCCGCAACUCGAUUGGCAAGAUCAUGCUGAACGCGGGACUGUUUGCUGGCAUGACGGUGCAGACAAAGCCCAAGAGCGUGCUCCUUCCGCUCAUGCACGAAGGCAAGAUCGCCAACUUCCUCUUUGGCAUCCUGCCCGCGCGUAUCCCCGAGUUCAAGGCCCAGCUCGACCAACAUGUGCCCAAGUAAUAGUAUACCGUUCAUGUGUGCUGCUGCAACGGUUUGACGUCGUCAAUUGCGACAGCUUCCUUACCUCCCGUCGUGGCAUUUCAAAUCGCCGUUACAAUGCAAGAAGGACCAUGGUACAGACGUGUACCGUAAUGGCGACAGGGGCGAGA